GUGCAUCAUUGUCGCGUCCUUUAACUGAUUUUUUAUUUUUUUAUUGUGAAAAAUAAUGAAGAUCCAAGUGUUAGUGUUUGUCGUCUGUUUAUUCGUGGCAGCAACUUGCGACCAUUUAAUUCUUGGGAAUACAAAUAACAAUCAGAACAUGAUUCAUCAUACGACAGCUCAUUAUACAGCGAUACCAUUUAUAAAGAGAGUUAAAAAUGUGUUCUACAGUGGACAUUCUGUUAUAAACAGUAUCAUGGCAUACGACAACAAACACACGAAUGCUACAGCGGCGGUAACAGCUGGUGGCAUCGGCUACACGUACGUCAAUCUUAGACUGAAGAGCGAGAGGGGAAAGGAACUAGAUUAUGACAUAGGGAUUUACGCCUAAAGCCUUAUACAGCCGGGACUUCUAACAUCCAACGUCGAGAGGGAUUCGACGUUCCGUUCGCCUAACCGCGCCCCGUGUGCUGUGUUAUUAAUCUAAGCUACAUAAUAAUAACUAAUAGACUCUUAACGUAUAGUAGGUGUGAAGAUUUUUUAUUUUGAUGAGAAAAACUUGACUUAAUUUAAAGUAUUGUAGAUCCUGAAACUGUUACUCAUUUGAUGUCCGAAAGAUUAACAUGGGCUUUGUCAUAAUAGAAUGUUUGUCAUAAUAUAAUAAAUAACUUAUU
Helicoverpa zea (corn earworm) is the source of this 662-nucleotide messenger RNA. RefSeq lists its product as uncharacterized. The record is from RefSeq and is a predicted model, not a curated record. The transcript has 2 exons. Bases 56 to 379 code for a protein of 107 amino acids. Lineage: Eukaryota; Metazoa; Arthropoda; Insecta; Lepidoptera; Noctuidae.